GCGAGUCAUCUCCGAUGCAUCCUCGGAGAAAGAAAUGGGCGCAUUAAGUCACAUCCGGGCAUUUUUACCGUGCUUGGCAGAGAAGCAGCCGUUGGAAUUAUAACGUGUACUCGGGCGCGCGCUGAUGACGUUUCACGAAUCCACAAGUACAGACAAGGCAUAUUGACUAACGGCCACGCUCCGGAGCCUCGACACAUCUCUAAACUGCUCAGUCCGCCCAGCAUUCCGCAACCAUGGCUGCCACGGACGUUGACGUGUUUUCGAACGAAGAGAAGCGAAACCUCAAUCUGGGCGGACAUGUUGGAUUCGACAGCCUCCCCGACCAGCUGGUCAGUAAAUCUGUCACGCGGGGAUUCUGCUUCAACAUCCUCUGUGUGGGGGAGACGGGCAUCGGCAAGUCCACGCUGAUGAACACGCUCUUCAACACCACGUUUGAGAACGAGGAGGCGAGCCACUACCAGGACGGCGUCUACCUGCGGCCGCGCACCUACGACCUGCAGGAGAGCAACGUCCACCUCAAGCUGACCAUCGUCGACUCCGUCGGCUUCGGGGAUCAGAUCAACAAAGAGGACAGCUUCAAGCCCAUCGUCGACUACAUCGACACCGAGUUUGAGAACUUCCUCCAGGAGGAGCUGAAGAUCAAACGCUCGCUGUUCAACCACCACGACACGCGCAUCCACGUCUGCCUCUACUUCAUCGCCCCCACAGGCCACGCCCUCAAGGCCCUGGACCUCGUCACCAUGAAGAAGCUGGACAGCAAGGUGAACAUCAUUCCCAUUAUUGCCAAAGCGGACACGAUCUCAAAGAGCGAGCUCCAGAAAUUCAAGAUCAAGAUCAUGAGUGAGUUGGUGAGCAACGGCGUGCAGAUAUACCAGUUCCCCACGGGCGACGACGCCAUCAGCGAGAUCAACGCCUCCAUGAACGCCCACCUGCCCUUUGCUGUGGUGGGGAGCGUGGAGGAGGUCAAAGUGGGGAACAAGACCGUGAGGGCCAGACAGUACCCCUGGGGCAUCGUGCAAGUCGAGAACGAGAGCCACUGCGACUUCGUGAAACUCCGGGAGAUGCUGAUCCGGGUCAACAUGGAGGACCUCAGGGAGCAGACCCACACCCGCCACUACGAGCUGUACCGGCGCUGCAAGCUGGAGGAGAUGGGCUUCAUGGACACGGACCCCGACAGCCAGCCCUUCAGCCUGCAGGAGACGUACGAGGCCAAGAGGAAGGAGUUCCUGGCCGACCUUCAGCACAAUGAGGAGCAGAUGAGGCAAAUGUUUGUGAAUAAAGUGAAAGAGACGGAGGCGGAGCUAAAGGAGAAGGAGAGACAGCUGCAUAACAAGUUCGAGCAGCUGAAGCGGAUGCACCAGGAGGAGAAGAGGAAGGUGGAGGAGAAGCGGCGGGACGUGGAGGAGGAGAUGAACGCCUUCAACAGGAGGAAGGUGGCGGUGGAGACGCUCUCCUUGUCUCAGCCCCUCAAGAAGGACAAGGACCGCAAAAAUUAAUUUAUCGAUGCUGUAUUCCCCCCCACACACGACCAUGGAGUUGUCCUCCAUCACCACGACAACACCCGUUCUGUUUGUGUCUUUGUUUUGACAUUCCAUCUUGACUUUGUGCACAUGGACCAAAGACACUGAGGAGGAGGAGGAGGAGGAGGAAGAGGAAGAGGAGGAUGAUGAUGAAGCCACAGGGGAGAAAGAGUGAAAGAUGGUGAGCGACUGAGGAAAAAAAAGUUAACAGUGGCCAUCUCAUUCAUUCAGGAUCUUUCAUUAUAUGCUUUAUAUAUAUAUGUAUCUAAUAUUAUAAUAAUAUGUAUCUAAUCUUAUAUAUAUAAUAUGAUGUAUAUAUAAUAUUAUACUAAUAAUAUCGUAUUAUUUAGAAUAUUAUAUAUAAUGUUAUAUAAUAUUAUAAUAAUAUUUAUGAUAUAUAUAUAUACUAAUAUAAUAUUAUUUAGAAUAUUAUAUAUAUAUAUAAUGUUAUAUUAUUAAGAAUAUUAUAUAUAUAUAAAAUGCAUUUUGUUUUUCUAUGUUGUCACUCAAAGAUUUUGUGUUGUGUUUUUUCCAUCGACUAUUCACACAAAUGAAGGUCCAGCCUUUCGGGACCGACACGCGUCAUUUCAAACCCUUGAAUGUGUUUAAAGAAUUUAGGGUGUGCUUGAUUUUAUUUAAACGACUAAUUGAAGAUAUCGAUAUAAUCAAACCUUUUCUAAAGUCUUUUUAAAUACCCGUUUUUAAAUGUUGUCCAGGUGCGACGCGCCUGUUUCUGUAACAUUACAGUUUAGAUUAAAUACAUUUCACGGGAGAAUAAAUCCUGAAUAAUACAUUUAAAUAACAUUUAUACAAUACAAGCGCGUACCUGUUAGACGACGACACACACACACACACACACACACACAGGUACUGACGACCCAACGCUCACUCCUAACCCGCAAUGCAAGUCUAUGCAAUGUUCUGGUGCUGUUUCAUAUGGACUCCAUGUAUGUGAAUAUUUUCUAGAGCUUAAUAUGCAAAAAAAAAGUACUAGUUUUUUAACAUGAUAUUAAUGUAAGAAGCACAUAUGACGGUCGACACGGUCCUCGAGUCACUUUAUAGAAAACCACGAGCGACGGUGGACGAGAAGCCAGUAUGCACACGCACACACACACACACACACACACACAGAGGAUUCAGGAGAACACACACGCCUCAGCUCGCUGUAGAAGAGAGAGAGAGGGAGGGUUAAUGUCUGUCUGGAAUAAAUGCAAAACCCUCCGA
Pseudoliparis swirei is the source of this 2744-nucleotide messenger RNA. It is a transcript of the gene septin8a, whose product is annotated as septin 8a. Gene Ontology annotation, molecular function: GTP binding; GTPase activity; molecular adaptor activity. NCBI's taxonomy places the organism in Eukaryota, Metazoa, Chordata, Actinopteri, Perciformes, Liparidae. Gene Ontology annotation, biological process: cytoskeleton-dependent cytokinesis. Gene Ontology annotation, cellular component: cell division site; microtubule cytoskeleton; septin ring. The record is from RefSeq and is a predicted model, not a curated record. The transcript has 10 exons. The coding region runs from base 234 to 1496 and encodes 420 amino acids.